Ochotona curzoniae (black-lipped pika) is the source of this 1581-nucleotide messenger RNA. It is a transcript of the gene CDSN, whose product is annotated as corneodesmosin. Gene Ontology annotation, molecular function: protein homodimerization activity. NCBI's taxonomy places the organism in Eukaryota, Metazoa, Chordata, Mammalia, Lagomorpha, Ochotonidae. The coding region runs from base 1 to 1581 and encodes 526 amino acids. The record is from RefSeq and is a predicted model, not a curated record. Gene Ontology annotation, biological process: cell-cell adhesion; skin morphogenesis. The transcript has 2 exons.
AUGAGCUCCUCUCGGGCACCCCGGAUGGGGCGUGUGGGAGGGCGAGGGAUGAUGGUGGCGGCACUGCUGCUGGUUGCCCUCCUUCUACCAGGGGCCUUGGCUAAGAGCAUCGCCACCUCCUUAGACCCCUGUAAGGACCCCACACGCAUCACCUCCCCCAAUGACCCCUGUCUCCGUGGCAACGGUGGCUCCAGCAGCUUCAGCAGCCACAGUGGCUCCAGCGGCUCCAGUGGGGGCUCUAGUGGCAGCUCCAGUGGCAGCUCCAGUGGUGGUUCCAGCAGUUCCAGCAGCUUCAUCUCCAGUAGCUCCAGUAGCCACAGCAGCCACAGUGGCUCCAGUCUCUCCAGUGGCAGUUCCGGCACCGCCCAGGGCAGUUCCCUGUUGUUUAAGCCGGGAACAGGGUAUUCCCAGAGCAGCUAUUCCUCAGGAUCUGGCUCCAGUCUGCAAGGUGCAUCCAUUUCCUCUCAGUCAAGCAGCAUCAGCUCCCAGUCGGGCAGCAUCGUCUACCAGCCAGGUCAAGGCUCCGCUCUGCCGACCAACGACGAGGCCUCUCGCACCAUCCAGUCGGGACAAGGCCAGUCCUCUGUGAUCUCCAGCAGCUCCAGCCAGCAUCCGUGCAGCUCCAAUGUCCCUGACUCUCCUUGCAGCGGCGGCCCUAUAGUCUCCCACAAUGGCCCCUACAUUUCCAGCUCCCAUUCCGUAUCAGGAGGAAAAAGGCCCGUGGUAGUGGUGGUAGAACAGCAUGGGUCUGGGGGCCCCGGGGGACUUCCAGGUGCCCCUUGUAGCAAUGGCGGCCCCCCAGGAAAGCCCUGCCCCCCCAUCACGUCUGUGCAGUCUUUUGGAGGCUACGAGGUGGUAGGAGGUUCUUCCAACAGUUACCUGGUCCCAGGCAUGACCUACAGUGGAGGCAAGAUCUACCCCGUGGGCUACUUCACCAAAGAUAAUCCUGUCAGGGGCUCUCCAGGGGCCCCCUCCUUUGCGGCUGGACCUCCUAUCUCUGAGGGCAAGUACUUCUCUGAAAACCCCAUCGUCUCUAGCCACAGCUCGUCCAGCUCCAACACCUACCAGUCGGGCGUGUCCUCAGCCGACCUGUUCCAGCCAGUGGGUUCCGGUGGUGUCCAGCCAUGUGGGGUUGGUUUCAGUGGUUCCCAGGGGCCCUGCUCUCCACCAGGUUCUAGAACCCAUAUCAGUUCAGGUGUUUCCAGCAGCUCCAGCUCAUCCUACCAUCCCUGUGGGGACGCCUCCCAGGGGCCUUGCUCCUCACCCAGCUCGGGCUCCCUGCGUGGCGGCUCGGGCCCCCAGUCCGGAGGCACCAUCAUCCUGCUGCCCUGUGGCAGCAAGUCUGUCCCAUCUGGUUACCCCUGCAUCUCUGUCUCCUCCUCCACCUUGAGCGGUGGUCCCAACGGUGCUCCCCAGCCUGACCCCUCUGCUGGGGCCAAACCCUGCGGCCCCAAAAGUGCUGGGAAAAUUCCCUGCCGCUCCAUCCGGAACCUCCUGGCCCGAGUGAAGCCUCUGGGGCCCCAGCUGGCUGACCCUAAAGUCUUCCUGCCCCAGGAGGGGCCACUAAGCGACAGCCCCUAG